This is a messenger RNA of Arabidopsis lyrata subsp. lyrata, 2146 nucleotides long. RefSeq names its product indole-3-pyruvate monooxygenase YUCCA2. The record is from RefSeq and is a predicted model, not a curated record. The coding region runs from base 576 to 1823 and encodes 415 amino acids. The transcript has 4 exons. Gene Ontology annotation, molecular function: N,N-dimethylaniline monooxygenase activity; NADP binding; flavin adenine dinucleotide binding. Lineage: Eukaryota; Viridiplantae; Streptophyta; Magnoliopsida; Brassicales; Brassicaceae. Gene Ontology annotation, biological process: auxin biosynthetic process.
GUAAUUAAAUAGAAUUAAACAUAACAUACCCAUGCCCACUACCUAUCCACCUAUAUAUACACGUAUUACAAAUAGACAUAUAUCUCUCCCCAAUUAUGUCAUGUGUCCAUCGCCAUCUCAUCUUUUUUUUUUUCUUAACUCUUAUAAAGAGUUGCUUCUCUCCCCCCAAGUGUUUGUUUCAGAACCGCAAAACCUCUUCUUCAAAAUCCGAAAUCCCUGUUAGAAAUCUCAAUUCUUGAGAGAUUUUCUUAUAAAAAAUACUACAAAAUCUUUUGAGUUUAAAAAAAUAAUAUUUCAUCCUUAGAUUUACCCUGAUCUAUAGGGAAUAUCCGAUCUUAAUUUCUUCUUAUCUAUUUGGUUUAUAUUCUUCUUAAUUCUUUUUGUAGAUAAGAUCAAUGAAACUCAUUCUCUCUUUUCACCCUUAUUCUCGGGACAUAAUUAUCCAUGAGUCACAAAAGAGAGUAUAAUUUUUUUUUACCACAUGGGUUUAAAAACCUAAUCUGAUAUCAGUCUCCUACUUCACUUCUUGCAUAUCUUCAGAUCUCUUUCUCUCUUUUUUCUCCUCUCUCUCUUCUAUGGAGUUUGUAACAGAAACGUUAGGCAAGAGAGUCCAUGAUCCGUACGUGGAGGAAACUAGGUUCUUAAUGAUUCCCGGACCAAUCAUUGUCGGUUCCGGACCGUCGGGACUGGCCACAGCGGCAUGUUUGAAGUCGAGAGACAUCCCUAGUUUGAUUCUAGAACGUUCCACUUGCAUAGCUUCACUAUGGCAGCUCAAAACAUAUGAUCGUCUCCGACUUCAUCUACCUAAACAUUUCUGUGAGCUUCCCUUGAUGCCUUUUCCUUCAAGCUACCCUACUUACCCUACAAAGCAACAGUUUGUCCAAUAUCUUGAGUCCUACGCGGAACAUUUUGACCUAAAGCCCGUUUUUAACCAGACCGUGGAGGAGGCAAAGUUUGAUAGGCAGCGUGGGUUAUGGAGGGUGAGGACUACCGUAGGAAAGAAAGAUGAGACAAUGGAGUAUUUAUCACGGUGGCUUGUUGUGGCCACCGGGGAGAAUGCCGAGGAGGUGAUGCCGGAGAUUGAUGGAAUAGCGGAUUUUGGUGGACCAAUCCUCCACACAAGCUCAUAUAAGAGUGGUGAAAUGUUUAGUGAGAAGAAGGUUUUGGUCGUGGGAUGUGGAAACUCCGGGAUGGAAGUUUGCUUAGAUCUUUACAACUUCAAUGCUCAUCCUUCUCUUGUGGUUCGUGACUCGGUGCACGUAUUACCUCAAGAAAUGCUAGGUAUAUCGACUUUCGGGAUAUCCACGAGCCUGCUAAAAUGGUUUCCAGUGCAAGUGGUCGACCGGUUCUUGUUACGUAUGUCUCGGUUGGUUCUUGGUGACACGGAUCGGUUAGGGUUAGUUCGACCAAAACUUGGCCCUCUUGAACGCAAGAUCAAGUGCGGAAAGACUCCUGUUUUGGACGUUGGUACUCUGGCCAAAAUCCGAAGUGGACACAUCAAGGUGUAUCCGGAGUUAAAACGAGUAAUGCAUCAUUCGGCAGAGUUUGUUGAUGGGAGAGUAGAUAACUUCGACGCGAUUAUACUCGCUACGGGUUACAAAAGCAACGUACCCAUGUGGCUAAAGGGAAUGAACAUGUUUUGUGAGAAAGAUGGAUUUCCGUAUAAACCCUUUCCCAACGGUUGGAAAGGCGAAAGCGGAUUGUAUGCAGUCGGUUUCACAAAGCUUGGAUUACUUGGUGCAGCCAUUGAUGCCAAAAAGAUCGCUGAGGAUAUUGAAGUUCAACGAAAUUUCUUACCCUUGGCUCGUCCUCAACAUUGUUAACCUGAGAUUCGGGUUUCGAUUUGGCAAAGUUUGGAUUGGGUUUUCAAAAGUAGAGAGUUAGUAGUGAUGCAUUUAUGUAAGGUACUUCCUAACUCUUUAAUUGUGACAUAUGGGAGUUAGAAAGCAGGGUUAGAUCAAUGUUAGGUCAAAGAUUUUUGGAUUUUUAGGAAGGAAAUAUUAGAUCAUGGUCCACCUUUGUAUAUAUUUAUUUGGUUUUAUGUACGUUUUGCUUUCUUUCUUUUUUUGUAAAUUGGAUAAAUAUUAAAUAUGGUAGUUGAAGUUGAAGUAAUGAAAGCCUUAAUUCAAAUACUCCUUUUGCUUAA